AUGCCCUAUGAUCCAGACUUGGAUCUACGCUAUGGAGAUCUGAAGGGCCAGAAACCUCCAGGUCACCCAAAUGAGAUGCAAGAAGAUAAACAAGAGGAUGAGGAAGGAGGCGAUGAAGGCCCUUAUGAUGAUGAGCCUGGAGAGGCGGAUGAAAUGGAGGUUGAUUUGGUUCAACCUGACUCGAAACAGCAGCCACAAACUAUCCCUGCCUCAUCACCUAUGAGACGCCCUCCAUUCCCAGAGGCUAGAGCUGUGGUAAGGCCAACCAAACUGGAGGUGGUUCUUCAUUCUAGCCCUAGGAGGAAGAGCUUCACCAAAGUGGAUGAUGAUCGGGACCUCUUAAACGAAGCCGAACAACAACCUAAUAGCAUUACUUCUCAUCUUUUCUUGAGGCGAACAGCCAAACAUUCUGGAGCAAAACCGUCCACUGCGAUACCCUCUGUGGUCUCAUCGCCCUCCGAACAACAAGACGCUACCGACACUACUAAACCACUUCCUCAGGUCACUCCCCAGCCAAAGAAACGAGGCCGGCCGUUCGGAUGGAGGCCAGGGUGCGGACCUUACUCAUUAAUGAGAGCUGGGUUGGUUGCACCGACACCUCCGGAGCCAAAGCCAAUUAAGCCAAAACCAACGGGACAGCACAAACGGAAACGUCCUGGAAGGAAGCCUGCACUCACUGCUCGUCAGGUGUACUUGAGCUUGAAUCCCCAUUUCCCGAAGUUCCGUUUCACGCCGUCGAUCGAGGAACAGGAGAUCGAGAACGAAGACGACCGCAAGAAACGAGCCGCGCGUGUCAACCGGAUACUGGCACAACGAGACCGCAAUGCGCCUGUGGAGCCAGACUACACGGUAAAGCAACUGGAAGAGAUGGCGCGGGUGAUGAUGGAGAAGAAGACGCGGCAGAAGAUGUUGCGUGAUUAUGUCGAUCGAGUGUGUGGUGCCAGUGCUGAUGAGAGAUGGAAGGCGUGGGAUUGGACUAAGUUUGCGAGUUGGAAUGGGAAUGGGACUGAGAAAGAAACGGGGAAUAGCAACGGAAAUGGUACCGCAAGUUGA
Molecule: messenger RNA, 1053 nt
Organism: Thermochaetoides thermophila DSM 1495
Lineage: Eukaryota; Fungi; Ascomycota; Sordariomycetes; Sordariales; Chaetomiaceae
Exons: 2
Coding region: 1-1053 (350 amino acids)
Source: RefSeq, a predicted model, not a curated record